Messenger RNA from Hipposideros armiger (great roundleaf bat), 951 nucleotides. It is a transcript of the gene CPXCR1, whose product is annotated as CPX chromosome region candidate 1. NCBI's taxonomy places the organism in Eukaryota, Metazoa, Chordata, Mammalia, Chiroptera, Hipposideridae. The transcript has a single exon. The coding region runs from base 1 to 951 and encodes 316 amino acids. The record is from RefSeq and is a predicted model, not a curated record.
AUGACUUCUCCUACUGAAGAAGGAAGUGAUACAGUUGAUGAUGCUCUCGAAAGUUCAGAGGAUGAGGCUCCAAAUGACUCUAGUACAGAUGUAGAGCCUUCACUUGCUGAAUCUAAUAUGAUCUCUCAGGUAGAAAGCACCCCAAUGAAUAGGAUGCUAGACAUACCAACCUCUCAGGAGCACGCUGCUUCUCAACAAGCAGAAAAUAAUGAGCUUGAAGUAGAGAAGAACCAAAGAGAUCCUCAAGAAGAUUUAAAAGAAGAAGAGUCCCUUCUAAUUCAGAUUCCCAUUCCUAGAAAGUGGAUCUUUCUCAAGUCAGGAUUAGGGAGAAUUACCCAGCUGAAUACAUCCCUAGUGAAAAUUGAUGGAAAGAAGCCCUUAGAUACAUUCUGCUCAGGAAACAUGAGAAAAACAAGUAAUUUGUGUUAUACCACCAUAAAUUACAAAAUUCCUUUCCAGUUAUCAAUUUCAUGGAGAAGGCCGUUCAUUGGCAGGCAUGUGAUGAGAAGCAUGACUCUUCGCCUGCUAUGCAGGAGACAUUUCUCUCAGGCUGCAGGUCAUCAAAAUACCAAAUGGGUAAAGCAACAAUACACAGCAUUUCUUUCUAAUGCAAAUAUCCACCCUUGUGAGCAAAGGGCCAUAAUAUUUCAAAGACCUCUAAGGGUGUACUAUUACCUUCCUCUCCCUGAGAGAAUAACAUUAAAAAGAAUGCACCAAUCAACUGAUACUAAAGGGGAAAAAAAUCUCCGCGUUAUUGUGAGGUCUGUGCACUUUCCCUCCCGGGCCCGUUUUGAAAAUGCAUCUAAUAGUAAAGCUUUUGAGAAUCAUUUGACAUCAUACCACAUCACAAAUACUGGUGAUGGUUGGAAAUACCUAUGUCCCAUUUGUGGGAGAAGUUUCAACAAUUUAGCUGAAUUGAAAUGCCAUUCUUGCAACACUCUUGGGAAUUAA